Messenger RNA from Magnusiomyces paraingens, 1356 nucleotides. RefSeq lists its product as uncharacterized. The record is from RefSeq and is a predicted model, not a curated record. Gene Ontology annotation, molecular function: transmembrane transporter activity. Bases 1 to 1356 code for a protein of 451 amino acids. Gene Ontology annotation, biological process: transmembrane transport. Gene Ontology annotation, cellular component: fungal-type vacuole membrane. The transcript has a single exon. NCBI's taxonomy places the organism in Eukaryota, Fungi, Ascomycota, Dipodascomycetes, Dipodascales, Dipodascaceae.
AUGUCUCGGAUUCUCACAAGUUUCAGCCAAGAAAUUGGCCUUGACUUACUCGCAUCAUCCUCUCGCGAUGUCCUGCUUCUUAUUUUUAUCAAGAUUGCUCGCAUGCUCGCAUUUGGCAUGUCCUCAAUUUUCCUAGUACAGUUCUUUAACGUUCACGGAUAUCCCGAUGAUCGUACCGGUUUCUUCAUGAGUUGUACUCUUAUUGGCGAUGUCAUAAUCUCUUACUUCCUUACAAUGAAUGCAGACCGCAUAGGCCGCAGACUCGUUCUUUGUGUGGGUGCGCUUCUCAUGGUCGCUUCCGGUAUCGUAUUUGCGCUUUCAAACAACUUUUAUAUUCUUCUGGCUGCUGCUGUUUUCGGUGUCAUUUCGCCAUCUGGUGCAGAUAUUGGUCCUUUCAAGGCUGUGGAGGAAUCCACUCUUGCUCAUCUUGUUCCUCCAGACCACCGCAACGAUAUUUAUGCUUGGUACUCGCUUGCUUCGGCACUAGCUGCAGCUGCUGGAAACAUCUCAGGGGGUUGGAUUGUUCAUUAUUUGAUGUCUAACCACCUCCAACUCUCUGAACUUGCCGCUUAUAAAGUUGUUUUUGUCAUUUUUUCUUUGCUAGGCGCUCUCAAGUUUCUUUUUUCAUUGUUUCUGACUCAUAGAGUUGAGUCUGAUGACUACCUUUCUUCAAAAAGUAAUAUCGAGCCUACUGAAAAUACCUCUCUUUUAGAAUCACCUACUGAUACCACAUCUCAAACUACCAAAAAGAAGUUUUCACUUCUUCCUGAACUUUCCUCGGAGUCUGUUAAGAUUGUCAUCCAACUCUCUUGUCUUUUUGCUAUGGAUUCUUUUGGUUCAUCGCUUGUACAACUCUCAUGGAUUUCUUAUUACAUUACCUCUAAGUUCCAUAUUAACCCUGAGAUUCUGGGUACCGCAUUUUUCAUCACCGGGUUCAUUGGAGCAUUUACUAUGCUUAUCAGUUCUUCUAUUGCUAAGCGUCUUGGCCCUGUUCUUACUAUGGCUUUGACACACUUCCCAUCCUCUUUCCUAAUCAUUUUUAUCCCUAUGCCUUCCACUUUUCUUGUUACUUUUAUUAUUCUUAUUGUACGUUCUUGCACUUCCCAGAUGGAUGUGGCUCCUAGACAGGCCUUUUUGUCCAUGGUUGUGCGCUCCUCUGAAAGAACAGCAGUCAUGGGGUGGGUCAAUGUCGUCAAAACAUGCUCACAGGUUUUUGGUCCAACAAUUGCAGGUUAUCUUGCAAGUUUGCACAAACAAUGGGUUUGUUUUAUUCUUGCCGGUACUCUUAAAGUUACCUAUGAUGCUUUAAUUCUUUUAACUUUUGCACUUAAAGACGUUAACCGUGAACAUUCUUGA